Molecule: messenger RNA, 2693 nt
Organism: Thermothielavioides terrestris NRRL 8126
Lineage: Eukaryota; Fungi; Ascomycota; Sordariomycetes; Sordariales; Chaetomiaceae
Exons: 2
Coding region: 484-2313 (609 amino acids)
Biological process (GO): endoplasmic reticulum to Golgi vesicle-mediated transport; endocytosis; intra-Golgi vesicle-mediated transport
Cellular component (GO): Golgi apparatus
Molecular function (GO): protein binding; GTPase activator activity
Source: RefSeq, a predicted model, not a curated record
CCGGCCACAUUUGUCGUGUAGCUACUGGACGGGAAGGUGGGACAGUCGCCGUUCGCCCCAAACCUCCGAUCAUCACACAACGGGACUCGUGACUUUUCUUUGCCUUCGAUGACAGCCUACCUAGGUGAUGAUACAUCACCGCUGCACGCACCAUGUCCGCAGCUCUAAGCAAGCGCCAGCAGGCUCGCAACGAAAAGGUUCUGCAAGACCUCCUUCACAACGUUGCUGGAAACAACUUCUGCGCCGACUGUCAAGCACGGAAUCCUGGUCAGUGGCCGCUUCUGACAAAUGCCCUGCGCGAACAUCGUGGGACUAACAACACCUCGGUUCUUCAGGGUGGGCAUCAUGGAGCGUACGUGUGCCGAGUUUCCACUUCGAACCUCACAUCUGAACGACGACUUGCCGAAUCCAAUGUCACUACUGCAUGCACGUUGGACGGGAUAUGCUGACGCUGUUGUGUCGUAGUUGGGCAUCUUCCUCUGCAUGCGAUGCGCCACCAUCCACCGCAAGCUGGGCACCCACGUGUCCAAGGUGAAGUCGCUGAGCAUGGAUAGCUGGACCAAUGAGCAGGUCGAUAACAUGAGGAAGGUCGGCAAUGUUAUUUCCAACAAGCUGUACAACCCGGAGAACAAGAAGCCACCCGUCCCAAUAGACGCCGACGAAGCCGACAGCGCCAUGGAGCGAUUCAUCCGACAAAAAUAUGUUAGCCGCACUCUCUCCACAAACAAGAAGCACGCCGGAGGCAGCGACUUGGACGACACCCCUCCCCCGCUCCCUCCCAAGACUCCUCCUAGUCGCUUCGGGCUCCGAUCCGCUUCUUCGAUAUUCCCGCUCGGUUCCAAGGCUAAGAAAGCGCACGAGCCGACCAGCCCGCGAAACCCGCGAGACUCGCGAGAACACCCACCCCAGCCGCCGCCCCGGACCACAUCCGCUGGGGCGUUCGGUGCGAGCAUCAAUCGCGACCGCGGAGAUGGAGAGAGCACAGAGCAGAAGUUGGCUAAACUGCGCGAUAUGGGCUUUGCGGAUGACCACAGGAAUUCGAUGGUGCUGAAAGGAGUGGGCGGAAAUCUGGAGAAGGCGGUAGAGGCGUUGGUCCGGCUCGGGGAGGGGAGUGGCAGGCCGCCCACGCUCUUGACGCCUGCGAGAGCCGCGACGAUGCCGGCAACAAGAAGCUUGACGCCCAGCGCAGGCUCCGAGACCUCUCGUGCGCGACCUGUCAGUCCUGCUAGCACGAAUCCCUUCGACAUGCUCGAAACGCCGCCGCCGCCGCAGCCUCUCUCUUCGCAGUCGACGGGAACGUUACAGACCAAAAAUCCAUAUGUAUCCACGAAUCCGUUUGGCGCCCCGCAGCAGACGCCGGCAGCGCUCGACCUGGCCUUUCAGAACAUGUCUCUGGCGCCACCAUCCCAACCUCUGUUCCCGCACCACACGGGUGGCCUUGUCGCCCAGCAGCCCUACCAACCACCGAUGACAGCUCCUCUGACAGCUCCGUUGACCCCCCCAGCACAAGGUUACGCGGCAGUAGGGGUGAACGGGAACCAGACAUACGGCACCGCAGCACAGCUGGCCGGGGCUACCUACAACCCGUUUUUCACAGCGCAGCCGGCACAACAGCCGCUGUCCAUCAACACCGCCCAGUUCGGCGGCAGCUUGAGCAGUAACCCCUUUGCGCGGUCACCAACGCGAAUCCAGUCACCGAGCCUCUCGCAAAUUCCAGAACAGACGCAACAAAACGUCUACACGCAGCCAGUGCAACCGCAGGCGACCAAUCCCUUCUUCGCCCCCACGACAUCGGCGCCGCAACAACUAUACGCAGGCCAGAUGCAGCUGCCCCCGCAAGCAGGCCUGGCGCCGCAGAUGACCGGCUACUCGCAGCAGUUACAGCAGCCGCCGCCUCGGGCCGAUAAAGCAUCGAUUAUGGCGUUGUACAACUACCCGCAGUUGGCACCGAACAAAAACUCGACGCAGACUCCGUUCCAGGCCAGCACAGACGCCGAACUAACCACCACGCCCGCUCAGACGCCCAGUUCGCUCUUCCCUCCACAAACGUUCCCCCAGCAGCAGCAGCAGCAGCAGCAGCCACAACAACAGCAGUCCCACCCCCAUCAGCCGCAAUCGCAGCCGACCUCCGUCAGCCCCGCCGCGGGGAGCAAAAACCCGUUUGCAGGCGCUGGGGCCGCCGGGCGGCUCGCGGAUGCGACGCCGAAGCACAACGUCAGCCGCGAGAGCAUGAUGGCGCUGGGGCUGGAGUGGUCGAACGGGCGGCAUAGUCCGGACGCGUUUGCGAGUCUUAGCGCGAGGGAUACACGCUGAUUUUGGGGUUUGUAUGUGUGUCUCGCUUUGGUGUGGUUUACCUUAAGCUUAGUGAGGGAAUGUAUUUCCUGUAUCUACAUACGUGUUUUGGGUUGGUUGGCGGCUCCGCGCGUAGGCAGGUUUUUUUGUAUGUACCUAGCUGCAGCCUCAGGAUGGAUAGUAGUUAACGGUACAUAUUUUGUCUCUGUCAUGUUUUGUCUCUGUCUCUGUGGUGCCUGUGGGCCUCGCGUUGAGCGUCUGCAGAGCAGGGGGAUAUUCAUGAGCCGAACGUGAGAUGUGAUUUGUAAACCCGUGGCCCGGGAUCCCAACAGGGAUUGUGUGUGGACUUGUAAAGUGCCAUCGGGGAAUCAACUUGGUGCUUACUCUGCACCUCAUAACGA